Messenger RNA from Rubroshorea leprosula, 367 nucleotides. The record is from the annotation of a GenBank genome assembly. Lineage: Eukaryota; Viridiplantae; Streptophyta; Magnoliopsida; Malvales; Dipterocarpaceae.
CACAAGGAGGAGGAAAAUAAUAGGACGGAGAUGAGUCAACUUGACAAUAACAACUUUGAUGGGGCUACUAUUCCAAGAUCAUUUGGAAACAUACCUACAUUAUUGAAGUUGAGUCUCAAGAACUGCAACUUGCAAGGAUCAAUUCCUGACCUAAGUGGAAUACCUAACCUUGGUUAUUUGGAGCUGAGCUCAAACCAGCUAAGUGGAUCCUUACCUACAAAUAAACUCUUUGAGAAUAUCACAACCAUGUAGGAUUCUCUCACUAGCAAUGUACACAUUUUUGUUGAUUUGGUUGCUUUAAGAUUUUGAAAUACUCACUUUGGAUUAUAAUUCCUUUGUGUGAUUCCAUGAUUUUUGACAUUUUGUU